Molecule: messenger RNA, 5214 nt
Organism: Oncorhynchus gorbuscha (pink salmon)
Lineage: Eukaryota; Metazoa; Chordata; Actinopteri; Salmoniformes; Salmonidae
Product: serine/threonine-protein kinase D3-like
Exons: 20
Coding region: 2411-4945 (844 amino acids)
Biological process (GO): protein phosphorylation
Molecular function (GO): ATP binding; protein serine/threonine kinase activity
Source: RefSeq, a predicted model, not a curated record
AACAAGUGAAUAGAAACGGAGAAAAUACACUCACCAGACAGUUUAUUAUAUUACCCCUCUAGUACCGGGUCGGACUCCUCCUUUCCCUCCAGAACAGCCUGAAUUCUUCGGGGGAUUAUACAAGGUGUCGUAAACGUUCCACAGCGACGUUGGUCCGUACUGACACGAUAGCAUCACGCAGUUGCUGCAGACUGGGCGGCAGGUACAUUCAUGCUGUGAACAUCCCGUUCCAUCUCAUCCCAAAGAUGUUCUAUUGCAGAGGUAGGCAACCCUGUUCCUGGAGUGCUGCAGGGUUUUUUAACCAACUAGGCCCCACACCUGACCAACUACGCUAAUUGAUCAGGUCAGUAAUUGCUUAAAUUCAACAGACCUGAACUUCCACGUCAGUUAACUCAAAAACAUGGGCCAGGGUUGCCUACCUCUGCUCCAUUGGUUGAGGUCUGGGGACUGCACGGGCCAUUCAAGUAAACUGAACUCGCUGUCAUGUUCCAGGCAAUGUUUUUCCACUCUUCAAUUGUUUAGUGUUGGUGAUGGCGGGCCCUCUGGAGCCGCCGCUUCUUGUCUUCAGAUGAUAGGAGUGGAACCCGGUGGGGUCGUCUGCUGCAGUAGCCCAUCCGUGACAAGGAUUAACAAGUUGUGCAUUCCCGAGAUGCCGUUCUGCGCACCAGUGUUGUACGGCGUUGUAAUUUGUCUGUUUGUAGCCCGCUUGCACGAUUCUUGCCAUUCUCCUUUCUCGUCAACGAAACUGCCGCUGACUUACGAUCAUUCCACGCUCAGUCGCUUGGGUCACUCGUUUUGCCCAUUCUAACUUUUCAUUCGACAGUAACUGAAUGUCUCGAUGCCUGUCUGCCUGCUAUAUAUAGCAAGCCACGGCCAUGCGACUCACUGUCUGUAGGAGCGAUUCAUUUUUGUGGACACGGUGGUGUACCUAAUAAACUGGCCGGUGAGUAGAACAGUGAAAAGACAAACGGGGGAAUAUAACUUCUAGUCAAAUGUAUUACUUAGUCUCGUUUGACAUCAAGUGAAAAUUUGACUUAAACCGAAGUUAGGAUUUCCCUCAAUCUGUAGCCUGAUCUGUCUAGAUUUGUUUGCGCUCUAGCCAACUACGCUAUCAUUAGUUGUCUUACCAGACAAUUCUGAACGUGAUAAAUAAGGCUGUUUACAUAGGCAGCCCAAUUCUAAUAUUUUUUUUUUCCACUAAUUUGUCUUUUGACCAAUCACAUCAGCUCCUUUCACAUCAGCUCUUUUUCAGAGCGGAUCUGAUUGGUCAAAAGAGCAAAUAGUGAAAAAAUAUAUAAAUCGAGCUGCCCGGUGUGAAAGUAGCUCAUUUUGGCGGAAGCACAGACCGAUUUUUAAACCAGGUUCGAAUUCAUUAGGCACGAAACUGAAGAAAAGGGGCUGAAACCUAGGACAACCUGGACUCUUCCAAUACGAAAUGCUCGUUUUCUGUUGCUCCAAAAAAGUUUUUGCUACGAUGUGCACUAAUGAAUAUGAGGCUAACUUAGUUCUGCUCAGGGGGGGAUACUGGAAAUGCUGACAUUGGACAAACAGUGCAUCUCAGUCAGUGUAGCCCUUUAGGCACGACGCGGUACAAUCUCCAGACACACUAUAAAUGGAAUGCACAGACACAGCACAACAUCACUCCAAUCAAGUUAGAUUUCCACGUAGUUGUACUGCUCUCUGAUGAGUUUAGCGAGGUACUGUAUCUGUUUCUUUAAGAGGUUAGAGUUGGGAGAACGGUAACGUUAUGUAACUAUCAAUUCUUCUAGUUCUUGUGACUUCUCUCUUUCCUUGGUUGGCGUUUUACUGAAUAUAUGAGCAUGAUCUUUCCAUCUCUUUUUAUAUAUAUAUAUAUAUAUAUAUAAAACAAUGAUUCCUGAUCACUACUGUUGAUUGGAAUGAUUCAGAUCGGUUUACAGAAGCUGGCUCUAGGAUGAUCCAACCAAUGACCGUCCUCUCACCAAACGUUGUCGUCAUUCGGUCUGUUUUUGUCUGUGAUCGGCUCCAACCUCAAGUGAAGAUGUGCAGGUUGUUGUCGAACACCGAGUGGUUGAUUUAAAUGUUGGGUUUUUACUUUUAUCAUGGGAGGGCGGAACAAGGAGGAGGGGGUUGAGAGUUGUGUUGGCUCUGUAAUUGUUUUGUUUUUUAAGACCGAUACCAAGAGACUUGGCCACAGAAUGUAUGUUACUGUACGUCUUUGAGAAGGAGAGUGGUCUUGACGAUUUGCAUCUUCUGAUUGCGCUGCUAGUGCUUUGUCAUGUGGGGGAAUAGGGAUGGGAUCGGGGAUAUAGAUUUGUACAUGGAGGGGAGAAAUGAUGGAACAGAGGCUAAAGUGUGUGACGAAUGAAGACUGAAGAAUGAUGAGAGGAAAAAGAGAUGUGAAUCGCUGUUAGGAGACCGGGCUGCUGAGAUGGAGCGUUCCGAGCCUGGAAGGUGUCAACUGGACUGCAUGGACUCAAGUACUCUCUCCAGGAUGUCAGUGGCCCGGUCUAGCCCGGGUACCCCUGAUCGACCUUCCGCCCCCGGGCCCCUCCAGGCACCUCUCGGCCCUGCCUUGGUCCAGUUCCAGCUAGGCCUCUUCAGGGAGGUGGUAUGGGUGCCUAGAGGGCAGCUCAGCUUUCACCACGCCAAGAGACUGGCGGCAGAGAUCAUAGAACGCAAGGCUCCAGACUGCAGUGUGGUGGGUGUAGGGGAGAAGGUCCUCCUGUUUAGACACCAGCCUGGCUCAGAACACCUCCUCCACAGACUCACAGACCAGGAUCCACUGCUGGACGGAGACCUCAUAGAGGUCAUCCUCUCAGGAUCAGCUGCUGUGACGGAGAUGAAGAUCCGCCCACACACCCUGGCUGUCCAAUCGUAUCGCACCCCCACCUUCUGUCACCACUGUGGUGAGAUGCUGUGGGGACUGAUGCGUCAAGGGUUAAAAUGUGAAGGUUGUGGGUUAGACUUCCAUAAGCGCUGUGCGCUGCAGUUGCCUAGUGACUGUAGCCGCGCACGGCGUCGUGUGUGUGGCCCCAGCCUGUCCCUGUUCCCCCCUGGCAGGCCCCGGACGCACUCCCUCUCCACACCUGCAGGAGGCAGUCUAGAGGAGAUCAGCAUGUCCAAGCCCAGGUCCAGACCCCCGUCAUGGACAGAUCACCCGGUGUGGCUGGGGGUGGGCCAGGGAAAGGAUGGUGAGACGGGCAGGGCCAGGGUGCCCCACACCUUCCACAUCCACAGCUACACCAAGCCUACCGUGUGCCAGCACUGCCGCCACCUCCUCAAAGGCCUCUUCCGCCAAGGCCUGCAAUGCACCGACUGUAAGCUGAACUGCCAUCGUCGCUGUGAGAGCUCCCUGGUCCCCGCGGACUGUCCUGGAGAGAGGAGGAACACCAAUGGGGAAGGAGACUCAGUGUCCAGUCUCGGCUACAAGAACGACACAGAGGAUGAUGAGGAGGAUAUGAGCUUGAGUUUAACAUCACUAGAAGACGAUGACGACGAGCCAUCUACCGAGGUUCCAUUUGCUGAGAACAAGGAAGUGGGACAUCAGCCACCAAUCCUUCCAUGUUUCAGUAGUUAUAUUCCUCUAAUGCGGGUAGUCCAGUCAGUCCGUCACACUAAAAGACAGGCCAGUGGAGUACUGAGAGAGGGUUGGCUACUCCAUCACACCAACACUGACACACUGAGGAAACGGCAUUACUGGAUAUUGGACUGGAAGAGUAUCACUCUGUACCAGAACGAGAUCAACACCAAGUACUACAAGGAGAUUCCUCUAUCUGAGGUGCUGCAGGUACGAGGCCCCGCCCAGUUGUCUGUCCCCUUGUUGCCCGGCAACAGUGCCCACUCCUUCGAAGUGGUGACGGGCACGCUGGUGUACUGUGUGUUGGCGGGCCGGGACGGGCAGGCCUGGGAGACCGCCGUACGCCAGGCUCUGAUGCCCGUGCUGAACAGUGGGCAGGUGGACAAACUGGGACAAGACCAUGAACCCCAGAGUGGAAAAAGCCCGGAUGUCAGCUCAGUGUAUCAGAUCUUCACUGAUGAGGUGCUGGGUUCAGGACAGUUUGGAGUGGUGUAUGGAGGCACCCACAGACAGUCUGGUCAGCCAGUGGCCGUCAAGGUCAUCGACAAAACCCGUUUCCCUACCAAACAGGAGAGACAGUUGAGGAACGAACAGGCAAUUCUACAGAAUCUGUCCCACCUCGGUAUAGUUCUACUGGAGGGCAUGUUUGAGACCAUGGAGCAUGUAUUCAUUGUCAUGGAGAAGCUCCAUGGAGAUAUGCUGGAGAUGAUUCUGUCCAAUGAGAAGGGCCGACUGCCAGAGCGCACCACACGUUUCUUGGUUACACAGAUUCUAGAGGCCCUGCGCUACCUGCACUUCAAACACAUCGCUCAUUGUGACCUGAAACCUGAGAAUGUACUGCUGGCCUCCCCAGACUCUUUCCCUCAGGUAAAGCUGUGUGACUUUGGUUUUGCCCGCAUCAUCGGCGAGAAGUCGUUCCGCCGGUCGGUGGUGGGCACGCCGGCCUACCUGGCACCCGAGGUCAUCAGUAGCCAUGGUUACAACCGCUCGCUGGACAUGUGGGCGGUGGGUGUGGUCCUGUACGUCAGCCUGAGCGGAACGUUCCCCUUCAACGAGGACGAGGACAUCAGACAACAGAUCACCAACGCUGCCUUCAUGUACCCCCGCCUGCCCUGGUCUAACAUCUCACUAGAGGCGGUGAGUCUUAUCAACAACCUGCUCCAGGUUGCAGUAAGGUGUAGGUUCAGUGUGGGAAAAGCACUGGGACACCCCUGGUUACAGGACUUCCAGUUGUGGUGUGACCUGAGGGAGUUUGAGAAGAGAAUGGGCUGCAGGUACCUGACCCACGAGGGGGACGAGGACCGCUGGAGAUGCCACGCCUUGGACAGGGGCCUGGUCUUCCCCUCUCACCUCACCUGGACCCCUGGGCACGAUGACAGCAUGUGACCCUAGGCCCAAAUGUCAAAGGUGAAGGGUCGGACAAGAUGGCUUCUGGACUACUGGUGUGUUUCAGUGGUGUUCAGCAUAAACAACUGUCUGGAUGCUGUUAGUGGACGGUGGAGUGGAGUCUGUUUUUAUAGCAGUCUCGUAGAAAAAGAUCACUGGAAGAGAUGACGACUCCGGAUUCGGACACAGUGACAAAUCCUGGACUUUAUGGUGCCCUAGUUGUGCCAGCUCUUGUAGUGGUUAUUUUUUAAUAAAUCGUAAUAUUAAGA